Chara braunii is the source of this 439-nucleotide messenger RNA. The record is from the annotation of a GenBank genome assembly. NCBI's taxonomy places the organism in Eukaryota, Viridiplantae, Streptophyta, Charophyceae, Charales, Characeae.
CCAAGGUGCUCUGGAGCACAAAGGACGCUGCUCGUCUGCCGCCUGACUGGCCAUGAUGAAUCCGAUUCGUGCAGGCGCGAGAGCGUAUCACAAGGACGGGCGACGCGGGAGGAAGCGUGCCCCGGCAAUAGAAUACACGAUGGAUGGCGGGAAAGACGACGAGACGAUUCCGCGGGAUUCGAAGGAUUCGAAGGCCGCUGGGGACAUCGAGGCGGCUUGCCGGGGAAGAGUAAAGGGGGUCCUGGAGGAAAACCCGCGCCCGAUGACGACCGCAGCUGCUGGCGGAAUCGUGAUCCGAUUGUUCAAUCACAUGAGAUCAAUGAUCCGGACGAUCAACGGUGUUCGACGCUAUGAUUUCUCCGUGCAAGCGCACGCUGGCUCGGGCCAUCAGGCACGGUUAUGAGCCAUGUGAUUUGGCACGGCGCAGCCCAUCAGGCGC